Messenger RNA from Mytilus californianus (California mussel), 4881 nucleotides. Its product is annotated as carbohydrate sulfotransferase 11-like. The transcript has 3 exons. Gene Ontology annotation, cellular component: membrane. Gene Ontology annotation, biological process: carbohydrate biosynthetic process. Lineage: Eukaryota; Metazoa; Mollusca; Bivalvia; Mytilida; Mytilidae. Gene Ontology annotation, molecular function: sulfotransferase activity. The record is from RefSeq and is a predicted model, not a curated record. The coding region runs from base 49 to 1353 and encodes 434 amino acids.
AAUGUAACAGAUGUCAAAUUGGAAACGAUUUGGAAGAAUUUGAAAUUAAUGCAGCAAACGAUGACGUUUUUAACCAACAAAAGUUCUUGUAUGUUAUCUGUGAUUUGUAUAAUCUGUAUGGUUAUGAUGUUAUUUCUCGCUAAUUUUACAGAACGUACGUAUAUGCCAUACGAAAGAAUUAAAGAUAAUUUAUUUAAACUACAUCCAGAUGUACUCACAGAAUCAUCCUUAAAAUAUCAAUCUUUGGUAAACGAGAUAUAUGCAGAGCGAGUACUACAUUUGCGGGAGACAUGUCGGAUCAAUUCAGAUGAGUUUCUUGGCGAUUCUAAAGACCAAGAUGUGAAACAUAAUAUACACGUAGAACAAAAUCAUAAUUUAGUAUAUUGUCAGAUUCAGAAAGUUGGAUCAUCAUUUUUACGGAAAUUAUUAAGUAAAGUAUUCAAGAGUAGUAAUAUAAAGAGAUCAAAACGAGGUUUUAUAAGAUUAACACAACAUAAAGAUAUUGGUUUUGCAGAGCUUCAUUCCGUUAUACAGAAAUCCGACAAAUUUAUGUUUGUUCGAGAACCAUAUUCCCGUGUUCUGUCUGGAUAUGUUGAUAAGUUAUUUUGUACUAAUACACUUUACUGGAAAGUAACGGGAAAAUAUAUAGUUUCACAAUUGCGUAUAGAUGCUAGUGAUGCUUCUUUGCGAUGUGGGCACGAUGUUACAUUCCCAGAAUUCGUCAAGUAUAUCAUUCAUUCAGAAAGCCUUAGCAGGCACAAAGACCGACACUUUACACCGAUGUACGAACACUGUCGGCCAUGUCAAAUUCCUUAUGAUUUUAUCGGGAAAUUGGAAUCUUUUAAAGAAGAUGUCUUAUUUUUGAUAAAUGUCUGGAACAAUGCUUAUGAAACUAAUAUUACAUUCAAUGACUUCGAUACUGAGACAACUGAAUCAAGAGUGUUCGGACAGGUUACACGCAUAUUUGGGAUGAGGAAACAAUUGGAACGGUGCAUGUCAUUCUACAACGCUAGUGUAAGGUCCUGGAGAGAUUUACAAAUAAGAGGAGUAUUACCAAUACAGGAACCAUACCCAUUCAGUCCAGAGUUUACUCGAGAUCAUAUGACUAAAAUGGAUUUUUUCGAAGCAGCCAAACAAGCUAUUGCUUCCGUGUCUGAUAUCAGAUCUGUCAAAGCUCAGCGUAAUGAGGCUUUCAUUGAAGCAUUUAGUUUAGUACCAAUGGAAGAUUUAUAUCAAUUGCAAAAUAUUUUAAAACCAGAUUGUGAUUUAUUUAAUUAUGAUUGUAAACCGCCAAAAAUAUUUGUUAGAAAUAACAACAGUGUUAAACGAUUGAAAUAUUUUGACCUAUUGUGAAAACUAAAUUUUAACAGAAAGUCUUCUCGCUUAUGAACAUUUUUUCCAUACUACCGUAUAGAAUAUAAUAUACAGUAUGGACGGUUAUAAAGGUUAUACAAUUUAUCAGAUAAUAACUUUAUCAACUGGUAAUUGCACCGUGUUAAAACGUCAUGUGAUUAAGGUACGUUUAGGGAAACGUCCAGUAGUCUAGAUUUUUGUUUUAAUGGGUACAUGUGUUGGUUGAUAUUUUUCCGUUGCGAAAUCGUUAGCCUCUUAGGGGGAAUAUAGUUUUUGGUGUGAUUUUUUCUGUUACUUUUUAUAAUGUUCGUGCUUCCUUAAUGAAUCCUAGUGUAAUAUGCAUACUUAGGGCCGUUUGAGAACAUUAACUACAUGACUGAAUUAAUAUUAGAGAGCAAAUAACUAUCAAGAUUAAAUUCAAAUUAGUAGAUAAUGAUAGAUAUGGAAAGUUUAUGAUACGGAUCCUAAUUUCUAUCCUAUCAAAAUCAAUAAAUUUGUACUGGUGUGUCCUAUUUUGUUUGUAAUGAAGUACAGAAAAUAAAGGGGAAUGCAAGCAUAUUACCUCAACAAGACAUACAUUGUAAUAUACAUACAAUGUAUGUACAUAUCAUGCAGUUGUUGAAUCCACUCUCCUCAGUGACCAUGACUUUUCAAUAAAUGGAGCAGCAUACUGCAUAAGUUAACUGACGGACAUAAAAGACAUAAAACCAAUUUAUCUAAGAUAUUCAUAUCACCGAUAUUUAAAUGCUACACUAUACAAUAUAUUUCGAAGGUCUGCGUAUUAAGAACUUAGAGUAAAAACAUGUAUUCAUCUUCAAUUUCAUUUUUACACACAAAACAAGAUCUUUCAUUAGGUAUUCUUAUAUUGUCUUGUUUGCAAUAACACCACACCUAAAUUUGGCAUAAGAACUUCUAAAUUUAAAAGACAUAUUUUGUUGAAUAUGAAUAUAACUAUGUAGAAUAUUGAGAUGUAUACAGCUAAUAAGUACGAAGUUUGUUACCAUUUCUCUGUGCCAUUCUUCAAUAUGUUUAUUAAAUGAAAUAUCUUCAAGUUGUGAAACAAUAUUCUUAUGAAAACUAGUAUACAAUUCAAAAUUACAAAAGUUUUUUCAUGACUCCAUUUAUUACACCAGUUUUUUUUUAUUAUCAUUAUUUACAGCAAUUUGAACACUUUAUAUACUAGUCAACAAAAGUAACGGUACACAAGUUUGAACUCUAAUUUAUCAUAAAACAUAAUAAAUAGGAAAAACUGUUAAAUUAUCCAAAGAAAAACAAACAAUUGAAAGAUUAAAAGAAUCUAACGAAAUUGGAAAGUAAGAAAAUACCGUGUUAUUGGACACAGGGGUAAAAUUUAUUUUUGCAGAAAAUGAUGACAAAAGUCGGCACUUAAUUUCGAAGAUGAGAAUUUAGUAUUCAAAUAUCUGCAAAGGCAUUCAAAAUAUUAAGCAGACCAUGCUUAAGUUUAAAGUUUUAAGUUCUAAUAUAGAUUUUUGAAUUUUUGGGUGAAAAUACGAUUUUUGAAAUAACAAAAAUUGCCAAAAAAAUAAAAUAAUUGCGUAUUUGGCUUAAAUCAAUGGUUUUGAUAAGAAAAUAGCACUAUGUAAAUAUUAGACCAAUUGGGCAAAAUUUACCUUGGUACAGUGUAUCCAAUUUCAUUAUAUAUGGAAAAUACAUUGCCUUGUAUCGUUUCUUUUGUUGACUAGUAAAUAAUUUAUUAUCAUAAAAUUGACUGACUUUAUAAUAAGAUGGUAUACUGUCUUAUGUAUUGCAAAGUAAGGGGCAAUAGUUCUUUUUAUUUAUAUUAAUAGAACAACUUUGUUGCAGAGAGUUAGUGAACUUGAGUAAAUAUCACUUUCAAGAUUUGAUUUGAUUCUUUACCAUUACCUAUACAUGUGGUAUAAAAUUUGACAUUGUUACCUUAAGUAGUGGACAGCCAAGGGUUCACUGAUGAUAAUUAUUUAUUAUAUUAUAAUUACUAAUUUCAAACUAGUUCAGUUAUUAUCUGUAAGAAAUAUUAAGGAGUUAAAUAAUCUGGGUAAAUAACUUUAUGAGGCAGAGAAAAUUCGUGACACUUGAUUUUUGUUAUGUACCUUUAUUACCAAUGUAAAUUGUAUGCCAAACUCCGCUAUAUGUUAGAAAUUGUUUAUGACAUUAAUGCUGUAUAUGUAAACUGUAUAAAUUGUGUAUCUGUUUAAUCCUAUGAGCUGUAUUUGCUUACGGAAUAAAGUAUUAUUAUUAUUAUUAUAUAUGUAUAAGGGUAUGUAUGGGGUCCUUCAUUUCUGUAUUCUUUAAUUUUUUCGCUCAUUAUUCUUUUUUAAAAUGGCUAUUCUGUAAUUACUUGAUAUCUGUAUUCCGGACAUUGUUCUUUUCUGUAAUCAGUAUAUUUUUAUCCGAUUCUUUAAUUUUUGCAGUUAUUCUUUAUAUUUUAGCACCCCAUUAUUCUCUAUUCUUUUUUCCCUAUUUUUCUCUAUUCUUUUUUGUUUUUGUUUUGUGCCCAUUAUUCUCUAUUCUGUAAACCCCAUCCACACCCUCAUUCAUACCCAAUAAAAUAUUUCAAGAAGUGGGGGAGGGGGUGCUUCCUCUGACUCACUGCAAUAAUGAAUGAUCUAUGAAUUAUCAGAAAUAUAAUACAUACUAGAUUCAAUAGUUUAUUAGAUUCAAUAGUUUAUUAAAGUCUCACCACAUACAUACAAGUAUAUAAACACAUUAUAAUAUCAAGUACACAAUAUAAAAAUUUAGAAUGCAUGUGCCAUUCUUAAAAGAACUAUGAGAGAAUGUUAUAUACAAUUAUAAAACAACAGAAUUAAAACAUAAUUUUGUUAUUUACACAAAACAUAAAAGUGCAAUAUCACCAUGCACAUUCAAGGAUAAAACCUGUUACAUGUACAUAAAAAAAAAUAACAAUGAUUUUUUAACAAUCUAAGAUACUAUCAGAUUAUUCCAUCCAUAUUUUAUUUAGGAAAGGAUUUGUAUAGGUUUUGUCUUUUGUCCAAUCCCUUUGUUUAAAUGUACGUUUGAUAUUUGAACAAUAAAAUAUUUUGAAUUGAAAAAAAACACCAACAAAACGUUAUAAUUUAUUCUGUUAUUUUCCAUGACACUACUUCUUGCAUUUACACGAAAAUGUCUAUCAUAUUGGUAUCCCAAGCCAUGAAUACUUUUUGUGUACCGCAUUGAAAAGGGACAAAGAACUUAAAAGCCAUUAGAUAUAACAAAACAUUUACUCAUUGCAUAUUGUUGUUCAAGCACUUGUUGAUAAUGUCUUGAUUAAUUAGACAAUUAACUGAUGUUCUGCAAUUAUAGCAAUUACUCAAGAAAAGACUAUCUUUAUAUGACUGUAACAACACAAGCUGAACUUGUGAUAAAAACAAAGUUUCGCUUCGCCAUAUCUUAUUUGUAUGAAAUUUGCCUUUCUAUAAAGAGCCAUCAGAUCAAAGUAAAUCGUUCGAAGAUUGAAGCAAUGUAAGUUGACACUUAUCAUAUUACUGUUAUUUUUGAAUAUUUUAAUUAUUAAAUAUGCUUAAAAAUGAA